AUGAGCUUAGACUCGCUGUUGCCCAUCGCGCCCGCGAGGGUGAGGGCAUUGAUUCUGCCCUUGGGCCAGAUCAGAAGUGACCGCUUCUCGUCCUUCGUCGAGCGUUUGCGACCCGAACAUGUCGUCUCCUUGCGGGAUGUCACCCCUGAUGGGCGGCCGAAUAGAAAUAUGUUCUCGCCCUUGGCUUUUCCUCACGGCGCGGUGUUUUACGAACUAGUAACCUACACUCCUCCUCCCUCACACCUCGCCCUCCUACCUUUCGACUUUUACCGCGAACCUCUAGCCAUCAUCGCGAUCGCGGAUGGCACCGAGCUGAACCGAGUUGCCUUUAAUAAACGCCAAUCCAACACUGCGCCGACCAUCGCCGAGCAGAACAUCCGCACGCUGUACCAGGAGCUGGAGGAUCUACGAGAUCGUUUCGGCAAAGCGCUGGUCCACCAAGUCUUGAUCUUCGACCAUGUGCCCUCCAAAGAAAAUCCGGUUUCUAUGCUCGAGGGCCUCAUCGCUAUACCACCGCCGGACGAGUGCAAGCGGACGACGAUGAAGACCAUAAUGUGCGACAUCACGUCGCAACUCUUGGCAGAAAUGACCACCGUGGCCAAGAUGUAUGAAGCAUACUCAACCAUCGAAUCCCCUGGAUCAUCCCACGCCAUGAAGCAUGCCAAUGGCGCAUCGUGGGACCUCAGUGGUUCUCCCCCGAUCAAUAAAAGGAACUCACAAUUCGCGCCCACCCCGCAAAGAUCAAGCUCAACUGGCGGGCUGCAGGACCGACACCUACACCGUAUGUCCAUGCCGGUUGCGCCGUCGAAAUCCAACUCCAUGGUGCCGUCCAGCAACUCGACCCCGGCCCGCUCCUCGACUCCCGUCAGAAGCGGCUUGUCAAACCCACCCACCACUUUCGACGACUUAGCUACGAGUAUGAGUAGCGGCUCCUCGACUCCUGAUCCCACGCCUUCGGUUGGCGAUCACUUCAGGUCGGAAAGCUCAGAUAAAAUCUCAGACCGAGUUUCAGUACAAGGCUUUGGCCCUGGUGGAUCAAAUGAGCGUUCGAGAGCGAAAGGAAAGGGUAGAGUAGCCAUUGUCCUGGCUUCGCUGUACCUGCAGGCUGGACGUUGGACCGAUUCACUGAAAGAGGCCGUAGACGGUGCUACCGUGGCAAGGUCCAUCAACGACCAUAUUUGGCACGGCAAGGCGCUGGAACUGAUCACACUCAGUCUGGUGCUUCUUGGUUGGGCAAAUAUCGAGUUCGCGAUUCCUACAGUAUGCCUGCCACCUCAAGAUAAGUCUACAGCAGCAACUCUUGCGGCGUUGGAGGCAGCUACAUCAGACCCCAGUCAGCCGAAACAUAUGAGGAAUCUUCAGCUCAUAUUGCCAGAGCUGCUGGAACGCAUUGUGGGACUCUACUCCAGAAUAUCGGCGGAACACCUUCCUCCUUUACCCCUGGCCGAAACCACGAUUCGAUUCAGCAAGAUUCUCUCGGCUCUGCACCUUGCCGAUGGAAGGCUGGGAGAAAAAUCACUCGAUAUGAUCAUCUUCGGGAAACUACCCCCGAAACCGUUGACGACGUCUCCUCGUUUGUCCAUUACGCCGAGCCGGCAACUGAUCACCACCCUUCUCUUUCGCGCCUUUCCUUCGUCUGCCUCUGAGCUUCUCACCAUUGCAGACAGAGCUUCUAUACUGGCUGGCAUCGCGUCAGUUUUGGGCCCCCUCGGGCACAAUCGUAAGAAAGCUAUGGUUACUAGAGAGCUUGUCUCGGUUCUCAUCAGUGGCCUGGUCGAAGCACGCACCCGAGGUGCUGCAGAGAUGGGCAUUCAUCCUGCUGCAGGCUUAGUAGCUUUGAAUGCUGCCAAUGGACACAGUAACAGCGCUGUAGCUCUCGAGCUGGGAGAAGGUGACGUUGAGCAAGGCAUCGAGGCUUUUCUUGCUCUUCUAUGCAAGUCUUACGGCAUCGUAGGCUUCGAUAUGAAGAGUAAGCCUUCAGAUGGCGCCCUGUCCACCGAAGACUCGGACGCUGCUAUCAUCGAUAGAAUUCGAGGACAGUCGGCUGCGAGAUUCUUCGGGUUUACGAGCGUUAAACUGAAUAUUCUGCGGGCUUGUAUCAACUUUUCCGAGGCUUUGCCCGACUUCAACGGCGUGUUGAAGUUUUCAAGCGACUUGCUUCGAACGGCUGGCUCUGGCGUUGCUCCCGGACCCCGCAAAGAAGACGCAUCACCCGUCAUUUCCCGCGAUGAGCAGAUUCGAUUGGUGACGAAUAUCGCCAAAACAUCCAACCUAUCCAAAAGACUCGGACUGGAUCACCUCGCUGCCGAGUACUGGGAUGAAUUUUUCGUUCGUGGAGUUUCUUUGGAGCCACUCCCUAACAGUAGAAUUCCUGUUCCCCACGCAAAGAGUACUCUUCCUGGAGCGGUAACUGCUCGAACGUCUCAGGACGUCAAUCCCUUUAUUUACAACCCUUUUCUGAAGCAACCCGACAAAGCUUCCAUCCACACUUUGGUCACAAACGAGCCAGCCACUUUCAAGGUUACCCUGCAGAACCCCUUCGACAUCGAAGUUGAUGUGGAGAGCAUUCGUCUGGACACCACUGGGGCAGAGUUCGAAUCAGAUGCAGAAAGUACUGUCAUUGGCCCCUACCGAACGCAGAUAUUGAAGGUCUCCGGAACGCCGAAGAGCGCUGGCGCGCUCAAGGUGACUGGUGCAAUCAUUCGAGUGCGUGGCUGUCGAGAGAGGCGAUUUCCCAUCUUCAAGCAACCAUGGACACCGGAGACGGAGCUGAAGGCCAAGGCUACUGGUUUGCCAGCCCUCGAAGAUAGCAUCUCUUCAGCGGCUCUUGCAAGUCGCUCUUUGAAGGUUGAAGAAGUUGGCUUGAACGUUAUUCCCCAGCAACCUGUUGUCAUUGUCAAGUCCACGACACUACCACAGGCAUCCAUCAUGGUGCUCGAGGGAGAAAGACAGGUCUUCUCCAUCACUCUGCAGAAUCUUUCGCAGACCACGCCUGCAGACUUCAUGCUGUUCUCGUUCCAAGAUUCGACUCAAGGACCACUGCAGGCCGGGCUCAACAACCGAGAUGCGACGCCCGCAGAGCUUUACGAGUAUGAAUACAUUCUUAUGAGGCGCCAAGCUCUGAGGAGGCUGAAUAAGAAGGAACCCGAGAGACGCUUCAUCGCCCCCGGUGGCACUGCGACGUUCGACUUUGAAAUCCUGGGCAAGCCCGGACUGACCAACGCUGCCAUUCAAAUCGACUACGCUCAUCUUGGAGUGCCCCCCGAAGAAGUCACUGAGAAGUUUCAUACUCGCCAAGUGUCAUUGCAACUGACAGUGACUGUUAACGCCAGCGUCGAGCUCUCAAGAUUGGAUGUGCUCCCCCUCGCUGGACCUGUGCCUCGGCCACUACUCAGUCUUACCCACCUUGACUCUAAGUCUGAUCCCUCGACCCUGGCGGAUGAGUAUUGUCUCCUGUCCAUGGACCUCCGCAAUGCCUGGCCCAAUAAUAUGGAGGUGCAGUUGGACGGCGAGGACGGAAUAACGAUUGAGGAGCAUGUUCUUCCUGGUAACACCAGUAGGGUCAUUGUUCCUAUACGACGGAUUUAUCUCGACGAUCCUCAUGCGUCCAUCCCAGCCCUGAACCCGUCAAGGCAAAGGCAGUUCGUUGUUAGCACCAGCAAAAUCACGCCCGAUAUGGAGCGUUCCAAUCGCGAGGCAUUCUGGUUCCGCGAGAAGAUUCUCAACACCCUCACCGCUCGAUGGAAGACGGUAUCGGGCCCGAAGCGAGGCGGCUACAUCGAUUUGCGCAGUAUUAGACUUUCUCCGCGAAUGAUGGACGCCCUGAGAAUCGACGAUAUCGGUAUUGACAUUUCCGUCAAGGACUGCAGCACCGACGCGGUCGACCACUCUAUAUUAGUCGACAACUUCGUGCAGAUCAAGAUCGGCGUCACCAACCGCUCGUCACGGCCAGUCUACCCCAUGUUGCGUUUGAUGCCAGCCUUGUGCCAUCGACCUCUAAAUGUGGCGUUGGAUUUCACAAGGAAGUUUGCUUGGAACGGUACUCUGCAGCAAGCCCUUCCACCGUUGCCGGCCAAGUCGAACACCGAAGUGGAAAUCGAAGCUAUGGCCCUCUGCCGGGGAGAGUUCGAGAUAGCCGCAUCCGUUGAGGAGUACCAGAUCUGGGAGGAACCCAAAGAAGAGAAAGAGAAGGAGGAGACAACGGCGGGUCGGCAACGAUCGGAUACACAGACAAUGAUGAAUGCGCUACUCGGUGCGAAGGAGCGGCGCAUUUGGCACUCGCGACAACCCUGCGUCAUCAAGGUGUUAGAUCACGACUAG
This is a messenger RNA of Colletotrichum karsti, 4320 nucleotides long. Its product is annotated as hypercellular protein. Bases 1 to 4320 code for a protein of 1439 amino acids. The transcript is spliced from 2 exons. NCBI's taxonomy places the organism in Eukaryota, Fungi, Ascomycota, Sordariomycetes, Glomerellales, Glomerellaceae. The record is from RefSeq and is a predicted model, not a curated record. Gene Ontology annotation, cellular component: trans-Golgi network.